This is a messenger RNA of Diprion similis, 2598 nucleotides long. Its product is annotated as nuclear pore complex protein Nup93-like. Gene Ontology annotation, molecular function: structural constituent of nuclear pore. The coding region runs from base 87 to 2519 and encodes 810 amino acids. The transcript is spliced from 7 exons. Lineage: Eukaryota; Metazoa; Arthropoda; Insecta; Hymenoptera; Diprionidae. The record is from RefSeq and is a predicted model, not a curated record. Gene Ontology annotation, biological process: poly(A)+ mRNA export from nucleus; protein import into nucleus. Gene Ontology annotation, cellular component: nuclear pore.
GACGAAAUUUCAAAUUUGUAAAUGGCGUGUACAGGGCUAUUCUAACCUCAGUUCGGCGCGGUAAUUCACUAUUGGAAUUCUUCAGAAUGGGUGAUUCAGAUUUUAAUGAGCUCCUACGAUCGGCUGAGCAAUUGUCAGCCGCUGUAGAGGGAAACGGCGAAUUACCGCAAGUCGAAAGAAACUUAAGACAAAUUUUAGAAGCCUCUAACGAACUUUGGUCCCGCGUCACUCAGCCCAGCAGUCAGGAUAAUCAAGUACAGGCACAUCUCUUAUUGGGUUCACGUGGUGUUGACCUACCGCAAAUAUCACAAAAAUUGAAUUCUCUGAGUGCACGGCGCACUUUCGAGCCAUUGGAUCCCGUCGCAGAUACAGACAUUGUUAGCUACUUAAGAAAUGAAAAAGAAAAUGCCAUUCUUUCUAUCAUCGAGCAAGUGCAUAAAGACACGUUUGAGUUGAAUAGAGUUCAGCAGCUCCAACACAUGCUGGGAGAAUGGAAACAAAUGCGUUAUGAAAUAAUGAAUGCAAUGACUGCUCCCUCCGGGGAAUUGGUCGACCUAAGGGGCACGCCUCAGCGAACAAAACUUGCUGGUUCCAUUGUAAGCGGUUUGUCCAGCAUCGAAGCUGCAUAUGCCAAGGAAGUACAAAACUACAAUGACCAUGUAUUAAGAGGCAUAACACGACCAAACUUGUUCAAAAUCCUAGCGAAAGCUUCGGAGAGCUUUAAUGAUAAGAAAGUAACUGAUAUGUGGAAAAUGGUUAAAGCUAUGGUAGAUAUUCCAGUGACCCCAAGGGGUGAUCAAAUGAAAUCGAGAAGCAGCCCUCAGGUUGAGAGAAAAAUAGUAUCGCAGGCACGCAAGUACCUUGAAACUCGGUACACAGAUUUCAUGAAUUCUAUUAUCAGCGAGAAUCUUGCCCAAGCAAUGCGCGGCGGUAUUCCCGGCACUGUACCGCUUGUGAAAAGCUUUGUUAGAGUCAAAAUACAAUCAACACUCGGUUUAGAGGGGAUACAGAUUGAUGGCACACCAUUGUGGCCGUUAGUCUAUUACUGUAUGAGAGCCGGGGAUUUCCAUGCUGCUUUGCAUUGUCUCAAACAAGCUGGAUCGGGUGUUGACGAGUUCAGAACCGUCCUGGAAGAAGCUGCGAACAGUAGCACUCAGCGUCCUGGCAGCAGAUCGGAAUCUAUUGUCAAAUUACAGUAUCGCCGCCAUGUCAGGUCUGCUACUGACCCUUACAAAAGAGCUGCCUACUGCGCUCUUGUGCCCUGCGAUCCCGACGAUUUACAUUCCGAAGUUAUGACCACUGCCGAUGAUUAUUUGUGGCUACGCUUAUGUCAGGUCAGAGAUCAGGCAGAUUCUGAAAAUAAACUUACUUUAGAUCACCUACAGACCACGAUUCUAGAAGAAUAUGGGGAAUCCUAUUAUCACGCUCAUGAACAGCCUUUCCUUUAUUUUUCAAUGCUGUUUUUGACUGGUCAAUUUGAGGCGGCCAUUGAAUUUUUGGCACGAGGUGCGGGUGCUCGAUUAUUGCCACAUGCUGUUCACCUUGCAGCAGCUAUGCACGAACAUAAUUUACUUGGAGUCAGUCAAAGUGUAUUGGCACCUUUGAUAAGUGUUGAUCCUGUUGACAAGCCUCCUGCGAAAAGGCUUAAUUUUGCACGUUUAAUUUUGCUGUACGUUAAAAGAUUCGAGGCUUCUGAUCCGAAGGAGAGUCUGCACUACCUCUUUUUAUUGAGGUCAAUGAACGAUCCGUAUGAUCGGAAUAUGUUUGCAGCUUCAGCUGCAGAAAUGGUUGUAGAUGCUUCACCAACUAAUCGAAGCCUGCUAAUUGGAAAGAUAGACAUGGGUCAACGACUUCCGGGAAUAUUGGAUGAAUUCCAAAUCAACGUGGAAGAUGUGAUUAAUAUUAGCGCCGAAACUUUGAAUCGCAAAGGUCUACUUGAAGAUGCAGUUACUAUGUAUGAUUUGGCUGGAAAUCAUGAGAAAGUUUUGAGCCUGAUGUGCUCUUUGCUUGCACAAGUGGUGAGCCAGAAAAGCGCUCCAGGUUCACUCAGAUCUAGGCUUCAAGAUACUGCCAACGAUAUCAGUUUCAGGUACCAAGGGACAGCAAUUCAAGCUCCUGCAGAAUCUGUAGCUGCUUUUUACACCCUAAGGGAUCUUAUGGUAUUCUUUGAUCAAUUCCAUAGCGAACAGCAUCAAAAUGCUCUGAGGACCAUCGCGGAUUCUGGAUUAUUGCCGCUACAUGUUAGAGAAGUUGACGAACGUGUCACAGCGCUCCGUCGGGUUUCAGCAGAAAUUACUGGCGCCCUGGCUGACGUUCUUCUAGCUACAAUGACUAUCUUGUAUAAGCUUUAUCAAAAACUACGCUCGACUGAACCAGGUGACGAGAUUGCGAGGGAACAGCAACUUUGCGAUCUCAGAGAACAAGCCAGAGCCUUGACCAGCUUUGCGGGCACGAUCCCUUAUCGAAUGCCGAAUGAAACAAACAGUAGACUUGUGCAAAUGGAAAUACUGAUGCAUUGAGGGAACGAAUUCAUUUUUGGGUAAAGAGUUUUAAAAAAUGUACAAUAGAAGCAUUCAAAUAGAUUUUCAUUUUCGAAGC